This is a messenger RNA of Brassica rapa (field mustard), 641 nucleotides long. RefSeq names its product calvin cycle protein CP12-1, chloroplastic. The record is from RefSeq and is a predicted model, not a curated record. Lineage: Eukaryota; Viridiplantae; Streptophyta; Magnoliopsida; Brassicales; Brassicaceae. Gene Ontology annotation, cellular component: chloroplast. Gene Ontology annotation, biological process: negative regulation of reductive pentose-phosphate cycle.
GUAGUGUUUAUCUACUUCUCUUCUCCUUUCGUCAAAAAAAAAACUCUCUCCUCUGUCCUAAGUCCUCCAACGAUGACAACCAUAGCUGCAACCGGUCUCAACGUCGCAACUCCAAGAGUGUUCGUUCGACCGGUGGCUCGACUAUCUGCUCCGGUCCGUUUGAACUACCCGUGGAAAUUCAGUUCGAUGAACCGGAUGGUUAUGUCUGUUAAGGCGACAUCUGAGGGAGGGAUAUCGGAUAAGGUGGAGAAGAGUAUUCAGGAGGCUACGGAGACUUGCGCCGACGAUCCGGUGAGCGGAGAGUGCGUGGCAGCUUGGGACGAGGUGGAGGAGCUGAGUGCAGCGGCGAGUCACGCCAGGGACAAGAAGAAGGCUGGUGGAUCUGAUCCUUUGGAAGAAUAUUGCAGUGAUAAUCCUGAGACCGAUGAGUGUCGUACUUAUGAUUGAAACAUGUUAGAAAAUUUAGGUAUCGAUCUUUCUUGUUGUUGUCGUCUUUCUUGUUUGGUUUGGUUUGAUGUUUGUAAUAUGGCGAAUAGUACAAUACAUAUGAGGUGUUUCAUAGAUCUCUACGAGUUUGUGGAGUUGCGUAAGAAAUCAUUAUUUUUAUGAGUUGAAGUGGGUGAUGGUUUGAGCCAUUUGUA